Molecule: messenger RNA, 852 nt
Organism: Bemisia tabaci
Lineage: Eukaryota; Metazoa; Arthropoda; Insecta; Hemiptera; Aleyrodidae
Product: huntingtin-interacting protein K
Biological process (GO): negative regulation of apoptotic process; protein stabilization
Source: RefSeq, a predicted model, not a curated record
GUAUUUUCUCUAUGGUUCUCGGUCAACUAAUCAAUUUCUUGUUUGAUUUGUCUGAUAAAGAAAUAUCUAAAAAGUGUAUUGUGUUACUUUCAAAAUGAAGUGUAUAUGUUUGUGUAAUUUAGUUAUUUGACACAAUCCCAACCGUGAAAAUGACUGACUCUGAGCACAGAACACUGAACGGAACUGCCCCUGAUGAUGGUUCAGACGAGCAACCCACCGAAACGGACGAAUCUGCUUAUAAGAAAAGCACCAAAUACGAUAGUGGAGCUAAGGAUUUGGAAAGAGUCACCGAUUAUGUAGAGGAAGAAGAAAUAUUAAACUCCAAUGACUUAAGCAGCGGACGUGUUGUAACCCGCGAUGGACCGUUCGAUCUAACAUUUAAGGCUUUACAAGUUAUUGGCAGUCGAAGAAUCGAAGAAGCUGCUGAAAAACAAAAAAAGGAGUCAGAGCUAGCAAAAAUUCAAAUAAAAAAAGAAGAUGUUGAUCUAAUCGUGAAAGAAAUGGAAAUAUCUAGGACCACAGCGGAACGGACUCUAAGAGAACAUUCGGGAGAUGUUGUUAAAGCUUUAACAGCCCUUGUAGACUAAAAGACUUUCAAAGCGCUGAUACAAUUCUGCCUAUUUCAAUUUGCCGUCCGGCCGUGGACACUCUUCUCCGUUCCUGACGGUACUCGAUUUUUUUGUUUUUUCUUUAUACUCCUGUUAUUUUGACAGGUAAUUAAUGAGCCAUUCUUUUCAAUCUCAUUAACGCUUAAAGUCCUAAGUACAGAAAUCAAAACGAUUUGUAGAGCAAACUUGUAAUAUUUGAAUUCCUUUUUGUACAGAUGCCUAAUAUAUGAUUUUGCCAAUCAUG